This is a messenger RNA of Camponotus floridanus (Florida carpenter ant), 2109 nucleotides long. RefSeq lists its product as uncharacterized. Lineage: Eukaryota; Metazoa; Arthropoda; Insecta; Hymenoptera; Formicidae. The record is from RefSeq and is a predicted model, not a curated record. Bases 331 to 1317 code for a protein of 328 amino acids. The transcript has 8 exons. Gene Ontology annotation, molecular function: catalytic activity.
AGUCGACAAAAAUUAUACUAGAAAUAGUCGGCUAAAUGUCGACUUCGAAAGUCAAAAGUUGGCGCGUAGUGCGCGCGUGACAUGCGAUCGCCGCGAUUUCAUCCUUUCGAUCGUCUCUGUGUGUGUGUGCCCAUUGUGCCUCCCGCGUGCUUUUUGUUCCAACUGUGCAAUAUUUAUCAAGCUUAUCUUGUGCAAUAGAGGCGGUGCUAAUUCUGCAGUCUUAUUGUUAGCCGAAACAAAAUAUCUGCAUGAAGCAGUACGAAAGACGAAGCGCCGGCGAAUUUGAUUAUUGACUAUUGAGCGAAGCAGCACGUACGAUACAUAAUCAAGAUGCCUAAAAGAUUCCGAGAAUUAUCUUUACGCCAAAAGAAUCGGCGCCUUGAAGCUUUUGCAAGACAUGAGCGGCAAUCAAUUAUACAUAGACCUAUCAAUACGACAGUCAACUUAGAAACGCGAGAUCAUAAUAAUGAACCUGAGAUCAGUGAUGAAAUAUUGGAAACUAAUUUUGUAGACGUAAACUCAUUAGAUUCAUACGAAGAUGAGUCGUCAUGUAGUGACACAGAAAUGCAAAAAAUGACACACGAGAAGCAAGAAAGUCGAAAAGUUGUAAAAGGGAACAUAACAGCUCGACCAACAAUUGUAUCACAACUGAUUAUUCGUCCUUCCACGAGCAAUGAUGGCACUAAUGUAUUAAAUAUGAUACAAAACAAAGAAAACGUUGGAAAUAAUUCUAUUCUUCCUUCCACGAGCAAUGAUGACACUAAUGUAUUAAAUAUAAUACAAAAUAAAGAAAAUAUUGAAAAUAAUUCAAUGACAUUGGAGCAUUCAUUUUGUUGUGAAAAAUGCCGCAAAAAUUACUUGGUCAAAUUUGUGACAAUUGAACGGAAACUCAAUCGGAUCAUUCAUUUUCUAGAAAAUGAAAAUAAUGUACAACGGAAUGAAAUAGAACAAGACGAUGUGUCGUUGUUACCAAAUUUUCCUCUCACUACAGUUGAACAAACAGAAAUGUUCAAUAAAAGAUUGGAAGAUAUUAAUGUUCGGCGACAAUUUAUGAAAAAAAUGGCGCAGUUUGGCGGGGAUACCGUAGCCAAACUUGUAAAAAAUAUAAUGUUGGAAACUAUCGGAUAUGAAGUUGCGGCAGCGUACACGUGGACAGGCCAAAAAAAAAGAUUAUCAUUCAAAACAUCGAAACUGGCUGACACAAUAAUUGCAAUUAUUUUGAAGAAAAAGGAUACUACUACAAUUACUGAAGUGGAAGGAUGUAUUCAAGAGUGGUUGAGACGAUCCGGCGACAGAAAGAGAGGCUUAAACAAGUAAAUAUAUUGUAUGUACCUGAUAUGUUAAAUUUGUCAUUUUCUUUGGAAACUAUUAAUUUUAUAUAGUAUUAUUAUAUAACAUAAAACAUUGAUAUUUUGUACUGAAUAAAACUUAAUCUUCGAUCCAUGAGUGCUGGGACUGUCUUCUUUCGAGAACAGAGUCUGCGUUGAUUGACGCUCUUGAUCAAGCUUCAAUCAAUGGGUGCUGGGACUGUUCUCGAAAGAGGAUAGAGUCCGCAUUGAUCGACGACCAAGGUUAAUCUUCGAUCAAUGGGUACUGGGACUGUCUUCUUCCGAGAACAGAGUCCGCGUUGAUUCGCUCUUGAUCGAGCUUCAAUCAAUGGGUGCUGGGGCUGUUCUCGAGAGAGGAUAGAGUCUGCAUUGGUCAACGACCAAAGUUAAUCUUCGAAACUGGACUUGGAAACAAUAAAAGUAAGGUAGAGUCCAAGGUAGAGUAAAAAUUCUCGCAAUUCUGUUGUUUUCCAACGUCUCAAUUCAUCCAGAGAAUGUGAUUUUCAGAUCAAACUCCUUCGGUACCUACUUUGUACAUUGCAAUUAAUUUUUCCAAGUCUAUUAUAAGUUUGCUACUUAUCCAUAACUGCAAUACUUUUUUCAUGACUCCUAGACAUGACAUAUCAAGUACAUAUAAUUUAAAGAGAACUGUGUAACAUUAGCAGUUGUAUUAACUCGAAAGGAGAUAUAACCAGUAUGACGAUUUUGUGAUUGUAAUAAGUACCUAAUUCUUGUAUACUUUCCACAUCCAAAAAAUCUGUUAUGUGCAAUUUAUUUAAAU